GGUCCCGGGCAGGACACGGUGGUGGUGGAACGGUGGUGGCAGGUCCCGCUCAGCAAAGAGGGGAGGCCCCCGCGCCUGCACCCCCGGAGGCACCGCAUCUACCGGCUGCUGGAGGACACCAAGCACCAGCCCCGGGGGGAGCUGGAGCUGAUCCUCACCCGGUCGGUGGAGGAUUUGGGGAACCGGGGGGACGUGGUCAGCGUGAAGAAGCACGUGGGUCGUAACAAGCUCCUGCCGCAGGGACUGGCCGUGUACGCCUCCCCCGAGAACAGGAGGAUGUUUGAGGAGGAGAAGAAGCUGCGGCAGGAAGGGAAGCUGGAGGUGCUCCAGACCCAGAGUGGGGAGAAGACCAUCCGCUUCCUCAAGAGCUGCCGGCUGGAGGUGGGCAUGAAAAACAACGUCAAGUGGGAGCUCAACAACGAGAUCGUGGCGCGGCAUUUCCUCAAAAACGUGAGUUUUUCCCGACGGCGGCGCCCGGAGCCGCCUCCAACCCCCCCCGGGAGCCCUUUGCCGGUACCGGGAGCUCCGGGAGAGGCAGGGAAUGGGCCGUGGGGGCCGGGAUCCCGGGGAGGGGUGUGCGGAGGCCGGGGCUCAGCCGGGGCACGUGCCGGAGCCGCUCAGCCGCGGGUUUAAA
Molecule: messenger RNA, 634 nt
Organism: Calidris pugnax (ruff)
Lineage: Eukaryota; Metazoa; Chordata; Aves; Charadriiformes; Scolopacidae
Gene: MRPL9
Product: mitochondrial ribosomal protein L9
Exons: 4
Biological process (GO): translation
Cellular component (GO): ribosome; mitochondrion
Molecular function (GO): structural constituent of ribosome
Source: RefSeq, a predicted model, not a curated record